Nematolebias whitei (Rio pearlfish) is the source of this 1166-nucleotide messenger RNA. RefSeq names its product stomatin (EPB72)-like 3a (gene stoml3a). Gene Ontology annotation, cellular component: plasma membrane. Bases 1 to 867 code for a protein of 288 amino acids. The transcript has 7 exons. The record is from RefSeq and is a predicted model, not a curated record. Lineage: Eukaryota; Metazoa; Chordata; Actinopteri; Cyprinodontiformes; Rivulidae.
AUGAUCUCCAAAACCUCGAGCACUGUGGAGAUGGUCACGCAAGGAAAACUGGAGAUCAACACAGAAAAUGUUGAAGAUAAAAAGUCAGGGAGCCUGGGAUGCUUUGGUUGGCUGUUGGUGAUCAUAUCCCUCCUCAUCGUAGUAGCAACAUUCCCACUCACACUGUUUGUGUGUGUCAAGAUUGUGAAGGAGUAUGAGCGAGCAGUCAUUUUCAGACUCGGUCGGAUCACUGACAGGAAACCUAAAGGACCAGGACUUUUCUUUGUUUUGCCGUGCACUGAUACCUUUGUGAAAGUUGAUCUGAGGACUGUGUCGUUUGACAUCCCUCCACAAGAGAUCCUAACCAAAGACUCGGUGACGGUGUCUGUGGAUGGAGUGGUGUAUUUCCGUAUUCACUGCCCCAUCUCAUCAGUGGCCAACGUGUCCAACGCACACUCAUCCACACGGCUGCUUGCCCAAACCACUCUGAGGAACGUCCUUGGCACCAAAAACCUUUCAGAGCUUCUGUCUGACAGAGAGGGCAUUUCAAUCAGCAUGCAGGAAGCCCUGGAUGACGCCACUGACCCUUGGGGCAUCAAGGUGGAGCGUGUGGAGAUAAAAGAUGUGAAGCUGCCUCAGCAGCUGCAGAGGGCCAUGGCGGCAGAGGCAGAGGCCAGCCGGGAGGCCAGGGCCAAGAUCAUUGCUGCUGAGGGUGAGAUGAAGGCCUCCAGAGCGCUGAAAGAAGCAUCUCUGGUGAUCGCCGAGGCGCCCUCUGCUCUCCAGCUGCGAUAUCUGCAGACCCUCAACACCAUUGCUGCAGAGAAGAACUCCACCAUCAUCUUCCCGCUGCCUUUAGAUAUGAUACAGUGUUUCAUGCAGAGGAAGUGAUGAAUUGAAGCCCCUGUGAGUUCUGAGCUGCUGCAGCUUUACUGCCCAACGUGAGUUUGCAAUGGGUUUUUUCAUUUGUUUUUGAGGGGGAGGGAAUCUUGUAAUUUUUAAAUGCACCAAAUCUUGUUUUCAUGUACUUAUUGCGUACACUUAUUUAAUACAUAAAUACAAAGUGCAACAUAUACAGUACAGCCAGAACCUCUCAUUAUUGACCACGAUAUUGCAACCAGCUAAGUUACAGUUUCAGCUCUGGAGGAGAGCAAAUAAAUAAUAAUAAUAAUAAUUAAGAAAAAAACAUG